AUGUCGGUUUUAAGAACUUGUAAUAUUAAAAGUAUUGUUCCUGUGUUAUACAAUAGAUGUUAUAAUGCUCAACAAUCAAUAGCUGAAGUAGAAUGGAAUAAAGCAAAGGCUUAUAAAGAAAUUCCGGGACCUAGAAACUCAUUUCAACUUAUGAAACUAAUGGGAAUGCCUAGUUCAAAGUACUAUAAUAAGCCUCUGAAUGAAAUGCUUCAAAUGUUUAGGAAAGACUACGGAAAUAUUUGUUACUUUCCUGGAUUUAUGGGAGCGAAGCCACUUGUGAUGACUUACUUACCAGACGAUGCAGAGAAAAUAUUUAGGAAUGAAGGUCGAUAUCCAAACAGACGAAAUCUUGAGUCAUUCGCAUAUUACAGGAAAGAGCAUCGACCUGAUUUAUUUAAAACAAGCGCUGGACUAGCCGUUGAGCAAGACCAUCCAUGGCACGAGUUUCGCACAAAAGUUAAUCAAAUUAUGAUGCAGCCUAGAAAUGUCAAGAUGUACAUUCCCGUUAUUGACGAUGUUGCAUCGGAUUUUAUUAAAAAGAUCCGUUCCAUUAGAAAUGACAACUUGUUAGUUCCAGACAACUUCCUUGAAAACAUGAAUGAAUGGGCACUCGAAAGUAUAGCACUGAUAGCACUUGACACAAGACUGAACCUUUUUACUGGACAAAAUCCAGAGUCAAAGCAGUUGUAUGAGCUUGUCAAAGAAGCUUUCGCAAUAUCUUUUGAAUUUGACAUAAAACCAUCCAUUUGGCGAUACUACAAGACUCCUGCAUUCAAAAAAGCUAUGAAAAGUAUCGACAAAAUAAAUGAAAUUAUUUUCGGUCAUGUUGGAAAAGCUCUAGAUAAGUACGAGAAGAACCCAUCAACAACUGAACAUCAAAGUAUUUUAGAGAAGCUUUUAAAGAUUGACAGAAAUGUGGCAGAAGUUAUGGCUGUUGAUAUGUUGGGUGCUGGAAUUGAUACUACAUCAUCAAGUGCCGCAGCUGCUUUAUAUUGCCUGGCCACAAAUCCUGAUAAGCAGGAAAUUCUCCGAGAUGAAAUUAAGAAGGUUCUACCCUCAAAAGAUGUAAGAAUGAAUGAAAAGUCUUUGGAUAGUAUUCCAUACAUGCGUGCUGUGGUCAAAGAAGCUCUUCGAAUGUUUCCAAUCUUCAACGGCAAUGCAAGAGCUUUAGAUCAUGAAAUUGUACUUCAGGGCUAUCAAAUCCCUAAAGGAGUCGAUAUAAUGAUGGUUCACACAUCAAACACAGACUUUGAGGAAGCCAACAAGUUCAUUCCAGAACGAUGGUUAAAGAAUACAACCGGAAAAUGUCCUCAUGCUAAAGACGUCAAUCCAUUUGCACAUUUACCUUUUGGAAACGGACCACGUAUGUGCAUUGGACGUAGAAUGGCUGAAAUGGAAAUUGAAAUUUUAUUGACCAGACUUCUUAGUGAGUUUAAAUUAGAAUGGCAAGGAGGAGAUAUCAAAUGGAGCAGUACAACAAUCAAUAUUCCGUCAUCUCCAAUGCGGUUUAAGAUGAUUGAUUUAUGA
This is a messenger RNA of Chironomus riparius, 1527 nucleotides long. NCBI's taxonomy places the organism in Eukaryota, Metazoa, Arthropoda, Insecta, Diptera, Chironomidae. The record is from the annotation of a GenBank genome assembly.